GGGCUUUUCCAGGUCUCCUUUUCCAGUGAACCGGAUGCUCCGUCAGUUACCUCCUCGGCGUCCUCCGGUGCUUCCCGGCUCCCUGGCAAGGCCGCAGGCAUCCACGGGGGGGACGGUCAGGGGGCUCCCGGCGGCUGGCCUGGCAGGUGUAGGGCGCCGGUAGGAGCUGGGCGCACACGGUUACCGAGCGUGGAGGAGACACGUCCCUGCGGCGAUGGGUGCCAGGGGCGCUCCUUCACGCCGGAGGCAGGCGGGGCGGCGACCGCGGUAUCUGCCCACCGGGAGCUUUCCCUUUCUCCUCCUCCUGCUGCUUCUCUGCAUCCAGCUCGGUGGAGGACAGAAGAAAAAGGAGAAUCUUUUAGCUGAGAAAGUAGAACAGUUGAUGGAAUGGAGCUCCAGGCGCUCAAUCUUCCGAAUGAAUGGUGACAAAUUCCGAAAAUUUAUAAAGACACCACCUCGAAACUAUUCUAUGAUUGUUAUGUUCACUGCUCUUCAACCUCAGCGGCAGUGUUCUGUGUGCAGGCAGGCUAACGAAGAAUAUCAAAUACUGGCUAACUCCUGGCGCUAUUCCUCUGCUUUUUGUAACAAACUCUUCUUCAGUAUGGUGGACUACGAUGAGGGAACAGAUGUUUUUCAGCAGCUCAACAUGAACUCUGCUCCUACAUUUAUGCAUUUUCCUCCAAAAGGCAGACCCAAGAGAGCUGAUACUUUUGACCUUCAAAGAAUUGGAUUUGCAGCUGAGCAACUAGCAAAGUGGAUUGCUGACAGAACGGAUGUUCAUAUUCGUGUCUUCAGACCACCCAACUACUCUGGCACCAUUGCUUUGGCCUUGUUAGUGUCACUUGUGGGUGGUUUGCUGUAUUUAAGAAGGAACAACUUGGAGUUCAUCUAUAACAAGACUGGUUGGGCCAUGGUAUCUCUGUGUAUAGUCUUUGCUAUGACUUCUGGCCAGAUGUGGAAUCAUAUCCGUGGACCACCAUAUGCUCAUAAAAACCCGCACAAUGGACAAGUGAGCUACAUCCAUGGGAGCAGCCAGGCUCAAUUCGUGGCAGAGUCACACAUUAUUCUGCUACUAAAUGCUGCUAUCACCAUGGGGAUGGUUCUUCUAAAUGAAGCGGCAACAUCCAAAGGCGAUGUUGGAAAAAGACGGAUCAUUUGUCUGGUGGGAUUAGGCCUGGUGGUCUUCUUCUUCAGUUUUCUACUUUCAAUAUUUCGUUCCAAGUACCACGGCUACCCUUACAGCUUUUUAAUUAAAUGAAGCCGAGUGGGAUUUGCAUAAAGUGAAUGUUUACCAUGAAGACAAAGUGUUCCUGACAAACUAGUUCAAAUUCUUGAGUUCAUUUCCUUGCUGAUUGUGGGAAUCCAGCUGUUCCUUGUACAAUUUUUUUAAACGUGAGUUUUCCUAGUAAACUUAAUUCAUAGACAUGGAUAGUUAAAUUUAAUAUGGAAAGAACAAAGGCAUCAUUGAAGUGUUUUUCAAGCACAUUAUAUUCUCUAUAUGCAAUAGGUUGAAAUAAAUGACAAUGCAGUUAUGAA
Messenger RNA from Lipotes vexillifer (Yangtze River dolphin), 1536 nucleotides. RefSeq names its product tumor suppressor candidate 3 (gene TUSC3). The record is from RefSeq and is a predicted model, not a curated record. Lineage: Eukaryota; Metazoa; Chordata; Mammalia; Artiodactyla; Lipotidae. Gene Ontology annotation, cellular component: oligosaccharyltransferase complex. Bases 215 to 1258 code for a protein of 347 amino acids. The transcript has 10 exons.